Molecule: messenger RNA, 1314 nt
Organism: Puntigrus tetrazona (Sumatra barb)
Lineage: Eukaryota; Metazoa; Chordata; Actinopteri; Cypriniformes; Cyprinidae
Exons: 6
Coding region: 1-1314 (437 amino acids)
Source: RefSeq, a predicted model, not a curated record
AUGGAGAGGCUGCUGCAGGACCUGGGGGGUGCAAACGGUAGGGACCUUAUGGGUGUGCCACUUCUAGAUGAGGUGCGCAUGGAGCACAUCUGGCGUGUGCAGAAAGCGGCAUGUCAGGUGCAUUCAGGGCGUGCGGGAACCAGUGCAAAUGCGCUGAAUUUUCAGCUCUACCUGCUGGAAGGCCUGAACAGGUGGAAUCAGGACCGGGCAGCUGCAUCAGUGACCAGCAAGCCAGCGUCCCUUCUCACGUCGCCCGGAAAUGACCCACUGUGUCAACACCAACAGCCUGAAGGUGUUCGAGAAACAGAAAACCUGUUGGAGGAUGUGGAUGAAGGCGUGGACGAAGAGGACGAGGGCUUCGGGGAACCAGCUGCCUCCUCCACCUUGGCUGCGGCUUCAUUUAUUCAGCCUGCUGCCUCCUCCAUGCCAGGUGCAUCAGAAUCUGUGGCUUUAGAUAGUGCUGGUGUGCCAGGCAUGGACAGAGUGGACAGCCUGGCGGAGUAUCUGGUGGAGCUUAAGAAUCAGUCAUCGCUGAUCCUCACCAACCAGCAGGUGAGCAACAUAGUUGCUCUUUGGCAGAACCUGCUGGACUAUGAUAAGCAGAGGGUGGUGUUUGCUGCCAGACACCAGAGCAAGCUGGACACGGGGAGGUUCAGAUCCCCCAAGAAGAGGCAGGAGUUCACUCCAGGGGUGGAAAGUGUAAAGAGGCAUGCACUCACCACCACUGCCCCUCUUGCCCAGUGGCCAGAUUGCUGUCGUCUCAUCGAGACCAUUUUUGUCAAGCUCUGUGCCAUUCACAAAAGCCCAAAGAAGAAGGGGGUUGGCACAGUGUCGAGGUGGGACCUCAUCUUGGAGGACUAUAAAAAAAUCAGGCAGCGUAUUCUGACCAAUGCCGCCGUUAUGCAGCAGACCACCUUGCAGCUGGUGAAUGUGAGCCACACCACACUGGUUCAGUGGCACAACAAGAGGGUGAAAAGGCAGGACAGCGCAGUUUUGAUGCAGGGGCUGCAACUGCCUAGCCGUUUGUCUGUGGCAGCCGACCCUCUACCCUCUGCCAAUGUGCGCCCCCAUCUCUGCCCCCAAGCAGGACCAUCUCACCAAUACCACCUGCCCAGUAGCACUGUGGGCCAGGCACGUGUGAAGAAGAGGAAGAGGAACAUCGCUGCAGCGGAGAUACCUCAAAUCCCUCGGCGACUUUUACCUGCUCCACUCCCAGGUGCUCAGCUGGUGAUGCUGGCUCCAUUGGCCACGCAGGGACUAACAGGGCCUCCUGCUCCAGCUCGUGCUCCAGUUAGAAAACUGACCCAUGAGUAG